Mixia osmundae IAM 14324 is the source of this 2052-nucleotide messenger RNA. RefSeq lists its product as uncharacterized. The transcript has 5 exons. The record is from RefSeq and is a predicted model, not a curated record. Lineage: Eukaryota; Fungi; Basidiomycota; Mixiomycetes; Mixiales; Mixiaceae. The coding region runs from base 1 to 2052 and encodes 683 amino acids.
AUGCAAAGGGGUAACUCGGAGCUGCCCGCCAGAAGACAGGAUCUCGUACAAAACACAAGGCAGCAAUCUCCCUUUCAGCCGUCAACACACGUCCACUCGACAGCUCACACUCCUUAUCACCUCUCACAACGAACCCCAAUGGCCCAAUCACGCAGUCUCGUCAGGCGGCAGAGCCAAACAGCGCUAGGAUCGACCACGAGUUCGCCUUGUAUCGGCCAGGCGCUUUACACUUCACCCGUGCUUGACCAGACCAUCACCGCCAAUGCGCCCCAGACACUCUUGUGGGAUCCGAGCUGCCUGGAUGCUUCCAAUCCUGGCUUGGUCGACAUCUAUCUCUUUGCGCCCUCGCUCGCUCAGGGCUCUGGCGCAGGCGGUCCUGUGCAUGCAUGGAUCGAGGUACCUAGCUUGACUGGCAAUUUGUCUGUCCAGAUCCAGCCUGCUUGGUGGAACGACACCAUGGCAGGGACGACGACGCUCCAGCUCCAGAUUGUUGACUCGGGUAACGAAAUCUGGGAUACCACGAACCCGCUCGGACCGACUUUCAGCUUGAGCUACGAUGGCAAAGGAUCCACGAGCGGAACAGGUGAAGCCCCCACGACUGACAACAUCUCCAAUCCUCACGCGACCGGCACGGCAUUGACGGGUCCCCGCCUUGGCGUCGCCGUCAGUCUUCCCAUGCUUCUUGCUGUCGUCGUUGUGUUCGGUUGGCUCAGAUUCACGCGCUACAAGACCAUCGACAAGCGCGAACGCUGGUCUCAAUUCGUGGAUCAUCGCAUGUCUCAAAUCGCUACACCCGGCUGGAAUCCAGCGUUCGACCCUCUCACCGCUCGUGGCUCACGUCCCAUCUCCGUGGCGACCUUGCUCAACUCUACACCGGGCUCAGCCCAGCGAAAGUCGCGACCCUUCUCGAGCUACGCAUUCGCUUCGAAUCGUGCUUCGUUCGGCGGUCAAUCUAUCGCUUCGGCGAAAGAAGGUGCUACGCCGGGUAAGUUGGGCAAUAUGCGACAGAAACGAGCCGACAUUGUUUUCGGCUCUGGCGCUGCAAUUCCGCCCGGUCUGGACACUCCCUCCCGUCCUGAAUCGACAGCAGACGAAAUUUCGCCCUCUCCUCGCAAGUCUCGCUUCCUCGGCGAGGGCGAUCGCGUCUCUCGUGUCAGCUUUGCCAAUUCGGUCACCGAAAGUCGUAAUGGCGGUAUGGCACCCGGUUCAUUCGCUCGUCGAGGUCACAAACAAGGUCAAAAAUCGAGUCCAUCGAAUCUCAAGACGUUCCAUCUCGUUCCUUCGCCCACAAACUCCCAUGGACGAUCAGCUUCGACUCCCAAUACGGAUGAUCGCGCUUUGCGUGAUCUGUCGCCGGAGCAAGACUCGCCCAGUGUGCUUCAAUCGAGUGAAGUCGCCACGAAAGCCUACGAUCGUCGCACACACAAGCCUACAAAGUCUGCUUCGAGUUCGCUCAGACAUCAGAUCAGUGGCGAGCCAGCCGUAUUUGUCAUCAGUGGCGAUCAAGAUCUCGAGACGAGCCCGGAAAAGAAGCAAACUUCGAUGCAUGAGCCGGCUUCGCCAAUCAAGGCCAACGCGCCCCGUCGUCUGCAAGAUCUCAUGGACGACGACGGACAGGAAGGCGACUUGGAUGUUACCGCUCCCAGCGUACCUCGCUUCACCCACAGCGCCUCAAACGGCUCGAUUGCAAGUAUUCAGACGCCAGACGCGGCCAUGCUGGCCUAUGCUCGCGCUCGUCCCCAACUCAGCAAGGCCAACUCUUCAUCGACAACCAUGCGGACUUUGUUCAACAAUCCUACGGGCGUCAGUCGGGCAGCUUCAUCUGCUUCAACGUUGCCGCCCGUUCGCAGUGCAUCCCGUCAGAGCAGCGUGAAUGACUCCGUCGAUACGGUCACACAAGCCAGGGCUUCCUCGCGCAACUCGAUGAACCCUUACCGCAACUCGAUGAUCGAUCAGGCGUCAAUCUAUUCGUCGGCUGCUUCGGUGCUCAGCAAGCCUGCCGAGCCCAAUGAAGACGCCAAUCGUACUUCGACAUUCUGGCAAGCACAAUAG